UCGAAACACAUCGUCGUGAAGUUGUUUUAAAGUUUUACAUACUAAGUUUCUUGAUACAUGGCUUAGCUCUCCUCAGUAAUAACCGUCGAAGUUGGUUUACACUAUGGUCUGUGCAAUCGAAGUGGCUCAUAUAAACAAACAGCAAACAUGUCCAGGAAACUUUUCAAUGUUGGUGUUUUGCGUGUUUAUGUUGUGGUCGUAGCAGAAGAGAAGACUGGCAGAAAGCAAAGAGCAAAGCAUAGAAAUCGAUAGGAAUGGCUGCAAUUCCUGUUCAACUUUCUGAGCUAGAAAUGCUGCAAUCUAUGUUUAGCCACAAUGAAUUGCGUAUCACACCUAGCCUAUUGGAUGAUAUGAAACAAUAUGUAGAUUCACCCCACGCAACACCACCGCUUGUGUCAUUCAUUAUCAACCUUGAUGUAGAGAUUAAGCUGGAAGUUAGUGUUACUUUGCCACCUGAUUACCCUGCUGUCGAACCAGAAAUGUUUGUGCGAAGUGAAUUACUAGACAAGCAGCAGCAGGCUACAAUAAAUAAAGAACUUUAUCAGUUUAUAAGCAAUUUGGAAAGAGGAGAAGUAUGCAUUUAUUCGGCAGUAUCAUGGCUACAAGAAAAUGCUCUCAGAUUUAAACAAAAUAUACCUGUCGACUCUUCUACUGUUAAAAUUAACACAGAGAAACUUGUCAGGAUUUGGAUUUACUCACACCACAUUUAUAACAAGGAUAAGCGCAGGAAUAUUUUGGCGUAUGCCUCACAACACUGUUGUGCUGGCUUUAUGUUACCAGGUCGACCUGGCAUAAUUUGCCUUGAAGGAUUCGAAGAGGACUGUGAUGAAGUGUGGAGAAAGAUAAGAAGUAUGAAUUGGAAAAAAAUCAUGCUGAAGAAAAAAGAAGAUUGCUUGGAACGAUGUUUUUCCUCUUUUGAAGAAACAUCGUUCAACAAGUGUAAAGAUGAACGACACAUGGAUAUGGGUGAAUUUUUUAAAUACCUUGAAAACCACAACUGUGGUUAUAUUUUUAAAGAGUAUUUUGGAGUGGAUGGCAAAAUUCCGACUGAGGAUGAUUAAUUUGUACAUACAUUUAUUAAUAUCAAAUAAUGAGAAUGGACCGGCAACACAGGGUUUAUUGAGUUUGUCAUUUUUGUGUUAUUAAAAGACAAUAACUUAA
Molecule: messenger RNA, 1161 nt
Organism: Frankliniella occidentalis (western flower thrips)
Lineage: Eukaryota; Metazoa; Arthropoda; Insecta; Thysanoptera; Thripidae
Product: RWD domain-containing protein 2B
Exons: 3
Coding region: 255-1061 (268 amino acids)
Molecular function (GO): protein binding
Source: RefSeq, a predicted model, not a curated record